AUGCCGGUCCGCGCGGGUCCUCGCGUCCCCGGGUCCGCUCGGCCCUCGGGUCGCCGCGCUCCCGCAGCCCCGCGCUCCGGCCGCGGACGCCUCCCCCCGAGCGCGUCCCCGCCGCUCAGCGCGCGGUUCCCACGAGCGGAGGCGGCUGAGCCCCCGGGAACGCAGCGAGGACGCGCGGGCGCCAGGGACCCCGCCCCGCCCCUGCCGGCCCGCCCGCCUGGGCCUGCGGCGCCCCCGGCCCCGCGCGCAGCCUCGGUCCGACGGCCCCCGCCGCCUGACAGUGAGCAGGUGGGCGUCGGGAAGGGUGCGCCGGUCCAGGACGAGUCAGCAGCUGGGGUACUCGCCGUGUGUCUAGAGCUGCUGCAGGCCCAGCUCUCAGGACACGUCUGCCUUCAGCCUCCUCUGUCGGAGACGAUGCACAGAACGCACCUUAAGGCAGCACCUGCGUUUCGUGGUGCUACCUGCGGAAAAGCAAGACCCCCGCCUUACUCAGGCCUCGGUGUAGGUGCAGUCUGACUGCAGAUUUUCAUUAGAAGAUGACAUCUGCUUUCACAAAACAUCGGAAUGCUGUGACCUCCGUGGGUCUGAGGGUCCCUGUCUGUCAGGAAGAUGGCAGACACAUCUCGAAUCUUCUCCAGAUGUCUGGGGGCUCACGUCCUGACGGUGGGAUCCCAGGCUGCCACCAGAGCAGCCCAGCAAGACGUUUGUUUGAAGUUCACAAAAACUGAGCAGUACCCAUGUCAGAAAGUCGAAAUAAUACAUUAAAGGAAAAUAACUGAGAAGCGCGUGAUUAUCCAUCUGUCAUCCUGUUACCUAUCUGUCUAUUUAUCUGUGAAUUCAGCACUGAGAUACAACUGCCUCUGUGCUACACACUUUGAAAGGAUGUGGACAAUAUCUAUCCUCCUCUUGCACUUAUUUAUCACAGAGGUUUUGUUUGUUUUGGUUUUGGUUUUUGUGCACACACACAGGUGGCUUGCACAGCUGGUAACGUUAGAGCUGGGUUCAAACACAGGUAUUUCUGUCUCUUGCCAUAUGUUGAUUGAACAGAAUGAUUUCAUGUAAAGGAGCCUCUCUUCCCCAAAAGACAAAACAAUAUAGACGGGGAUAUUUAGCAAGAACAAAAAAGAAGAAAGGGAAGGGUAUUACUUGAAAAGAUUUAAGGAAAGUUUUGUUUUGUUUUGCUUUUUUGCGGUACGCAGGCCUCUCACUGUUGUGGCCUCUCCCGUUGCGGAGCACAGGCUCCGGACGCGCAGGCUCAGCGGCCAUGGCUCACGGGCCCAGCCGCUCCGCGGCACGUGGGAUCUUCCCGGACCGGGGCACGAACCCGUGUCCCCUGCAUCGGCAGGCAGACUCUCAACCACUGAGCCACCAGGGAAGCCCUAAGGAAAGUUUUAAAGUGAAAAACUUUAAAGAAGUGUCCAAAAGUUGGUACAAGUCCAAUAAUUCCAAUUCUUGAUCGCCCCUUCCCAUAUAUAUAUACACACUAUAUACAGUGUGUGUGUUAGGAGGGAUUUUGCUGGAAAAAUACCUCUCUAAUGGAAACAGAAUCCUGGAAAAAUACCUCUCUAAUGGAAACAGAAUGCAGGACUCAGACCCUUCUGUCUUUGGUGAAGGAAGCCUAUGAGCUAUUGCAGGUGUACACACUGCACGUGUCUUUUAGACUGCAAAAUGAUGUUCUAAUUUUGAUCGUCGGUAAGAAACCUCUACUAGUUGGGACAGUCUUUGAAGGCAAAAAAUUACUAAUUAUGAUAAAAGUAGUUUUGUUUCAUCUGAGUACUCCUAUUUUUUUUACCAAAUUAAUGGUCAAAAUAAAGUGAAGCCGAAAUGGGCAGAGCGUUAAGAAGCCUUUAGACAGCUCUGGUUGCCAGGAGAAUCUGGCCUGUGUCUCUGGACAGAGAGGAAAGCUACCUACUCCGUGGAGUCAGGUUGACAUGAAAUGUUAUCAUGCUCUUGGAGUAAAGCUUAUAAAAUAGGAAGGAAAAAGAAGCUGUUGGCACUCCGCACCCUGUUAUACGCUGAUGUGAAACAGGUUAUUAAACUUACUAGCACU
This is a messenger RNA of Globicephala melas (long-finned pilot whale), 2050 nucleotides long. RefSeq names its product actin nucleation-promoting factor WASL-like. Lineage: Eukaryota; Metazoa; Chordata; Mammalia; Artiodactyla; Delphinidae. The record is from RefSeq and is a predicted model, not a curated record.